GGAUUAUAUGUAUACAGGGAUGAUCUGGGAGAAAGGAGGAGGCCUCUCUCGACCAAGGAGGACCCAACUCGGGUCAAAGAGAGGCUGACACGCGUCUGGGUCAGUGAUCGUGUGAACGCGACGCCUCGUCCUUCGAGAAGGAGCUGAGGAAGGGAGGAGGAGGAAAAGAAGGGUUCUCCCCAAUCCUGGAGGGAGAAAUAGGGGCUCUGGAGGGGGGAAAUGGAGCCCCUGGGUGUGAAAAAGGGGAAAAGAGAUGUCUCUCAUUGUUCCUCUGGGGGGGGGGGGGAAUGGUCUCCCUGAGGGAAGAAAUGGAUAGGCCUCAGGAUUCCUUAAGAGAGGAAAUGGACUCUCUGAGGAGGAAAGUGGAGGAAAUAAAUGUCCCUCAGAUUCCCUUGAGAGGAAAAAUGGAACCUCUGAGGGGAAAAGUAGAGGAAAAAGAUGUCUCUCAGAGUUUCUUAAGAGAGGAAGUGGAGUUUCUGAGGGGGAAAGUGGAGGAAAUCGAUGUCCUGAGGGGAAAAGUGGAAGAAAUAGAUGUCCCUCAGGUUCCCUUGAGAGGGAAAAUGGAGAAUCUAAGGGAAAAAGUGGGCAUCCUUCAGUCUCUGAGGGGGCAAAUGGGGACCCUGAAGGAAGAACUAGGUGACCCUCAGGUUGCUUUGAGAGAGGAAAUAGAACCUCUGAGGGGAAAAGUGAAGGAAAUUGAUGUCCCUCAGGUUCCCUUGAGAGGGAAAAUGGAGCUCCUGAGGGGAAAAGUGGAAGAAAGAGAUGUCUCUCAGGGUUUCCUAAGAGAGGAAAUGGAGUCUCUGAGGGGGAAAGUGGAGGAAAUAAAUGUCCCUCAGAUUCCCUUGAGAGGAAAAAUGAAGCCCUUGAAUGGGAAAUUGGAAGAAAGAGACGCCCCCCAGGGUUCCUUAGAAGGGAAAAUGGAACCUCUGAGGGGAAAAGUGGAGGAAAGAGAUGUCUCUCAGUGUUCCUUAAGAGAGGAAAUGAAGUCUCUGAGGGGGAAAGUGGAGAAAAUCAAUGUCCCUCAGGUCCCCUUGAGAGGGAAAAUGGAACUUCUGAGGGGAAACGUGAAGGAAAAAGAUGUCUCUCAGGUUCCCUUGAGAGGAAAAAUGAAGCUCCUGAAAGGGAAAUUGGAAGAAAGAGACGCCCCUCAGGGUUCCUUAGAAGAGGAAAUGGAUCCCCUGAGGAGGAAAGUGAAGGAAAGAGAUGUCUCUCAGGGUUCCUUAAGAGAGGAAGUGGAAUCUCUGAGGAGGAAAGUGGAAGAAAUUAAUGUCCCUCAGGUCCCCUUUCCCUUAAGAGGAAAAAUUAAACCUCUGAGGGGAAACGUGAAGGAAAGAGAUGUCUCUCAAGGUUCCUUAAGAGAGGAAAUGGACCCUCUGAAAGGAAAAGUGGGCAUCCUUCAGUCUCUGAGGGGGAAAAUGGGCACCCUGAAGGAAGAAAUAGAUGGCUCCCAGGUUACCUUGAGGGAGGAAAUGGAGUAUCUGAAGAGAAAAGUGGGCAUCCUGAAGGAAGGAAGAGAUGUCUCUCAGGGUUUCUUAAGAGAUGAAAUCGAGCCCUUGAGAGGAAAAAGGGAGCUUCUGAGGGGGAAAGUGGAGGAAAUAAAUGUCCCCCAGGAUUCCUUGAGAGAGCAAAUGGAGUCUCUGAGGGGAAAAGUGGAGGAAAUAGGCAUCUUGAAGGAAGAAACAGAUGUCCCUCAGGCUGCCUUAAGAGAGGAAAUACAGCCUCUGAGGGGGGAAAUGAACACUCUGAAAGAAGAAAUAGGUGACCCUCAGGGUACCUCAAGAGGGGAAAUGGAGCCUCUGAGGGGGAAAGCGGAGGAAAUAAAUGUCUCUCAGAUUCUCUUGAGAGGGAAAAUGAACCCCCUGAGGGGGAAAGCAAGCACCCUGAAGGAAGAAAGAGAUGUCUCUCAGGGUUCCUUAAGAGAGGAAAUACAGCCUCUGAGGAGGAAAAUGGGCACCCCGAGGGAAGAAAUAGGUGGCCCUAAGGUUUUCCUGGGAGAUAAAAUGGAGCCUCUGAGGGGAGAAAUGGAAGAAAGAGAUGUCUCUCAGGAUUCCUUAAGAGAGGAAAUUGAGCUCCUGAGGGGGAAAGUGGAAGAAAGAGGCCCCUUAAGAGAGGAAAUUGAGCUUUUGUUGGGGGAAAUGGUCACCCUGGGGGAAGCAAGAGAUGGCGCUCAGUGUUUCUUAAGAAUUGAAACUCUGAGGGAAAAAGUGGAGGAAAUAAAUGUCCUUCAGGUUCCCCCGAGAGAGGAAAUUGAGCCCCUGAGGAAGAAAGUGAAAGAAAGAGAUAUUUCUCGGGGUUCCCUAAGAGAAGAACGACAGUCUCAGAGGGGGAAAAUAGGCACCCGUAAGGAAGAAAUAGAUGGACCUCAGGGGGCCUUGAGAAAGGAAAUGGAGGCUGUGAGGCGAGAAGUGGACAACAUGCAGGCCGCUCAGCAAGAAAAAAUGGAUUCCUUUAGUGAGAAGGCGGGCAUCUCGCAGGACAGGAUGGGUGACCCUCAAGUUGCCUUAAGAGAAGAAAUGGAGCUCCUGCUGGGAAAAGAUGGAAGCUUGCAGGAAUGGGUGAAGAAGACCCCUCAGGGUGAUUGGAGGACAGACAAAAUGGAGCCCCUGAAGGGGAAAAUGGGCACCCUACAGUUUGCGAAGCAAAAUAAAAUGGGUUCCCUUAUGGGGAAGGUGGGCACCCCACAGGUUGUCUUGGGAGAGCGAAUGGACCUCCUGAGGAAGAAGGUGGUCAUGCUCAGGAGUGGUCUGCUUGGUUUUGGAGUAAAGCAAGAAGGUGGCCUUUCAGACAUAGAUGUCACCCUUUGUGAUGCCCCUUUGCUGGAGGAAGAGGCUUCCCUCCUUCCAGUUGCUUUAGAUAACAACAUCCUUAUGGAGAACACCUUGCAACAAGAGGUGGAGGACACCCAAAAGGAUGACCUUUGGGGAUCUCUGCGAGAAAAGAUGGAGAAGAGACUGCAGGGGAAAGUGGUUGCCCCGCUGGAAAUGGAGGACCUGCAAUGGACGUUGAGGUCCAUGGAUAAAUGGGAAGCCCUUCAGACCAUCUUGUGGGGUCUCCUUAGAGAUGCCCCACUGCAAGAGAAGAUGCUGACCUUCCUAGAGAAGAAUGUCCCAAGGACAGAAAUGUGGGGGCUGCAGAAAGAGGCCCCUGUGUCCUUUGAGGAGGUUGCUGUGCAUUUCACCAAGGAGGAGUGGGCCCUGCUGGAUCCAGAUCAAAGAGCCCUAUACAGAGAAGUUAUGCUGGAGAAUUAUGGGAAUGUGUCCUCUCUUGGCAAGAAAUCAUAUCAAUGCCUGGAGUGUGGGAAGAACUUCAAUUCAGGUCCGGGCCUCACCUACCAUCAAAGGAUCCACACGGGUGAAAAGCCCUAUAAAUGUCCAGAGUGUGGAAAGAGCUUCCGUGGCCACAACCAGCUUACGGAUCACCAGAGGGUGCACACAGGGGAGAGGCCAUUCCAGUGCGUGGAGUGUGGGAAAAGCUUUAGCCAGAGUGGGCAGCUGACGAUACAUCAAAGGAUACACUCAGGAGUGACUCCUUAUAAAUGCCUGGAGUGUGGAAAGAGCUUCAGCUCAAGCACAGGCCUCAGCCGACACCAGAGGACCCACACCGGGGAGAAACCCUUUAAAUGCCUGGAGUGUGGCAUGAGCUUCAGCCAAAACAUAAGCCUUACGUACCAUCAAGUGGUCCAUACUGGGGAGAAACCCUACAAAUGCCUGGAGUGUGGGAAGCAUUUCCCUAGGCAUGAGCUGUUGACCAUCCACCAGAGAGUUCAUACAGGGGAGAAACUGUACACUUGCCAGGAAUGUGGGAAGAGCUUCAGCUGGAGCACAAGUCUGACCUACCAUCAGCGAAUGCACUCCGGGGAGAAACCAUAUACAUGCGCAGAAUGCGGCAUGAACUUCCGCAGCCACCACCACCUCACUGAUCAUCAAAGGGUGCACACUGGGGAGAAACCGUUCAAAUGCUUGGCGUGUGGGAAGUGCUUUGGUCAGAGCAACGGCCUUGCCCGUCACCAGAGAACCCACACCGGGGAGAAACCCUUUACGUGUACGGAGUGCGGAACGAGCUUCAGUCAGAGUGGUCAACUUGUCAUACAUCAGAGAGUGCACACGGGAGAGAAGCCCUAUCCGUGCACGGAGUGUGGCAUGAGCUUCCGCCAAAACAGGAGUCUCGUCCGCCACCAGAGAAUCCACACCGGGGAGAGACCUUUCAAGUGCUUGGAGUGUGGAAAGGAUUUUAGUCAGGAUUCCCAUCUCAUGUCACAUAAAAGAAUCCACACCGGAGAGAAACCAUACAAGUGCCCAAUAUGUGGGAAGAGUUUUCUGAGACAUGAAUACCUGGCCAUCCAUCGAAGGCAUCAUACCGGGGAGAAGCCAUUCAAAUGCCCAGAGUGUGGCAAGUCCUUCAUGAAGCGAGACUCUCUUAUUUGCCACGAAAGAACUCACACUGGGGAGAAACCCUACAAAUGCCUACAAUGCGGGAAAGGCUUCAGACAGAACAGAAGUCUUAGCUUCCAUCAAAGAGUCCACACUGGGGAGAAACCCUUUAAAUGCCUGGAAUGUGGAAAGCUCUUCAGACUUAGUGCGAACCUCACUGUGCAUAAAAGAAUCCACACCGGGGAGAAACCCUAUAAAUGCCUGGAAUGUGGAAAGAGCUUCAGCCAGAACAGAAGUCUCAUCUACCAUCAAAGAGUGCACACAGAGGAGAAACUGUUCAAAUGCCUGGAGUGUGGAAAAGGCUUCAGGCAGAACAGAAGCCUUAGCUUCCAUCAGAGAGUCCACACUGGGGAGAAACCCUUUAAAUGCCUGGAGUGCGGAAAGCUCUUUAGACUUAGCGCAAACCUUGCUGUGCACAAAAGAAUCCACACAGGGGAGAAACCCUAUAAAUGUCCAGAGUGUGGAAAGGGCUUCAGCCAAAACAGGAGUCUUAUCCACCAUCAAAGAAUCCGUACAGAGGAGAAACCAUUUAAAUCUCUAGAAUAUGGGAAUUGUUUUGGUGACAGCAUGGGACUUUCCUGCCAGCAGAGCAAAGCAAUAAGUAAACCAUGGAAUGAAGUUCCAUGGCUUGUUUAGGUGUAUCAGGUGCUUGUUUAGGUGUUUCGGUGCUUGUUUAGGAGCAAGCUUGUUUUCUGCUGCCCUUGAGACUAGGACACUGAACAAUGGCUUCAAACUACAAGAAAGGAGAUUCCAUCUGAACAUGAGGAAGAACUUCCUGACUGUGAGAGCUGUUCAGCAGUGGAACUCUUUGCCCCAGAGUGUGGUGGAGGCUCCUUCUUUGGAAGCUUUUAAACAGAGGCUGGAUGGCCAUCUGUCAGGGGUGCUUUGAAUGCAAUUUUCCUGCUUCUUAGCAGGGGGUUGGAUGGCCCAUGAGAUCUCUUCCAACUCUAUGAUUCUAUCAGCUACAAGUGGUAGCAGUUGUGUAGCAUGCGGUGUGACACUGUCCAUAUACCAUAAGCCAAGUUGUUCAUGGGUUGUUGUAGGUUUUUUGGGCUGUAUGACCAUGUUCUAGAAGCAUUCUCUCCUGACGUUUCACCUGCAUCUAUGGCAGGCAUCCUCAGAGGUUG
Anolis sagrei ordinatus is the source of this 5557-nucleotide messenger RNA. The record is from RefSeq and is a predicted model, not a curated record. Lineage: Eukaryota; Metazoa; Chordata; Lepidosauria; Squamata; Anolidae.